AUGGCUCCUCUUGACAACCUCGCCGUGCCAAAGGGCUCUACUGUCCUUGUUACAGGAGCUAACGGUCUCCUGGGCUCUCAUAUUUCCAAGCAGUUCCUUGAGUUUGGUUACAACGUCCGUGGAACUGUUCGUAACCCCGAGAAGAACGUAUGGCUCAAGGCAGCCUUUGAUAAGGAAUACGGACAAGGACGCUUUGAGUUCUUCCAGGUUCCCGACAUGGUGGCUGAGGGCGCUUUCGACGAGGCCGUGAAAGGUGUCGCCGUUGUUGCGCAUUCAGCCUCCAACAUGUCUCUGGACCCCAACCCCAACAACGUUAUCCCCGGUGUAAUUGCCGGAGUCGUCAACGCGUUGAAGGCCGCAUAUGCUGAGCCGAGCGUAAAGCGCUUCGUCUACACAUCGUCUUCGUCUGCUACCGUCAUUGCAGAGCCUUCCCAGACUGGCAUCAACGUAACAGAGGAGACGUGGAAUGAGGAUGCUAUCAAGAAGGCCUGGGCUGACCCUCCGUAUACUAUGGAGCGAGCCGCCGAUACCUAUGGUGCUAGCAAGGCUCAGGCAGAGCAGGAGGUGUGGAAGUACUACAAGGAGCACCGUGACGAGCGCCCUGACAUCGUCGUUAACACCGUGCUUCCCAACUUCAACUUUGGGCGAUCGAUUGACCCAGUAAACCAGGGAUACCCGAGUAGCUCUGCUCUGCCUGUCCUUCUUUACAACGGCCUGGUGACCGGUGUCCAUCGCCUCGUGGUUCCUCAAUACUUCGUCGACGUCGACGACACCGGCAGACUACACGUCGCAGCCGGAAUCCUAGACCACGUCAAGGGUCAACGCAUCUUUGCAUACGGCGGCCGAUUUAACUGGGAUGCAGUGUUGGAAGUCCUCAGAAAGACUGAGCCAAGCAAGACGUUCCCCGAGAACUUUGCCGGAGGUCGAGAUGCAAAUGAGUAUGAGGGUCGUGCCAAGGCGGAGCAGCUACUGCGAGACUUGGGCCGUCCUGGAUGGACGACGCUCGAGGAGACAAUUGUGGCAACUGUUGAAGGCCUGCGUGAGGCUGGCGAUAAGCUCAAGGUUAGAGACUACGAGGAGCUUGACCUGUAG
Messenger RNA from Fusarium keratoplasticum, 1092 nucleotides. RefSeq names its product Epimerase domain-containing protein. Gene Ontology annotation, molecular function: oxidoreductase activity, acting on the CH-OH group of donors, NAD or NADP as acceptor. The record is from RefSeq and is a predicted model, not a curated record. The coding region runs from base 1 to 1092 and encodes 363 amino acids. NCBI's taxonomy places the organism in Eukaryota, Fungi, Ascomycota, Sordariomycetes, Hypocreales, Nectriaceae. The transcript has 4 exons.